UCAGCGGCCAGGCACGCGUUUACUCCCAAGGACAAGGUUAGGUCGAGCGCACGGUACGGUACCGGUACCUAUCGUGUAUUACCCGGUAGGCCUACCUGUACUGUCAUACCACAGUAACAGCAUAGGGAUGGACGCGCAAGACAGACGGAUAAACACGAUUUUCUUUAUACCCUACCGGUAGUACGGUAACCGCCUGGCGGUAUGGUACGGUACCGGUACUGCACCAGUACAACUGCAAGGAGACCUACGAUACCGGUCUUAAAAUUCUAUUGGCGGUCAGCCGAUAGGUACCGGUACCGCAGGAUUUCACAGUCUGACAUGCGGCUUCGUACAAGACAAUCACGGAAUCCAGGAAUCAGUGGUGGGAUGUAACAACUGAUCCUUACGGUACUGCUUUAAGACGAAGAAUUCAUAAUGUCUGAAAACAAAGUUUUGGCAAUCGAAUUAGAGACUUGGGCUAAGGAACAAAUGGGUUUCUCAUCGAUUGUGAGAUCGGACAAGAGGGAGAUUCAAACCGAUUUGAUUCCUGUCUGUAAAGGAACAGCAAUGAUGAGUCUUUGGAAGGAUGUAAUAAAUGUGAUAAAGUCUAAAAAAUCUGCGGGUGACAUUCGUAAAAACCUAAUUUUAGAAAAUCUUAUGGCCGAAGCAUUACGAUCAUAUACAACAGUUGAAGAAAACUUGAGGGAAUCUACAGCAUUAGAUAAAGAAAUUGAAUCGCUGGAACUUCAACUUCAAAGCUACAAAGAAGAUUUGCAGGAUAUUGAUUUGAAAGUAAAAGCAGUCAAAGAUGAUGUGAAGUCAAAUCAGAUGAAAGCUUGUUUACAUCGUAAUUCCAGCGGAUAUCUGAGGCACAAAAACUUUAUGCUAAAAUCUUAUCAAAAAUGGAUUAGUGAACUUUGCGCUACUUAUUUUAAGCACAAUGAGGACACAGAGCCUCGAUCUUGCAGUCUAGCAUUGAACAAACUUUUCUCACAAUUAGAAAAUGACCUAAAAUCAAAAGAGUUGAAUUCAACUAAAAAUCAUGAUAAAAUUGAUAACCAAUGGUGUUUCAUUCGUGAAUUGAUGCAAAAAUUUGCUUCAGAUGUGAUUGCCUGUAAUUUUCAGCAACUCGUAGAUUCAUCAACAGCCGUAAUUGUUGAAGAAGAAAAAGCUAUACAUUUGCAGGAAGAAUUGGAUGGUUUAAGAGCUAAAUAUGGAAUUGAAGACACAACUGAAAAACAAAAUGCUCUAGCUACAGUUCAGAAUAUGCUUCAAAAUUGGGAACUCGAAUGCGUACAAGUUCUCACGCAGUGUUUGAAUAGUGAAAGGAAUGCAGAGAAUAUGUUGUUGCAAGCUGAAACUGAAAGAAAUUACAUUAUUCAAAGCUUUCAAGCAGAAUACAAUCUUUCACCAACAAUUCUACAACUAUUAAUUGAUGACCUUGAUACCAAGGUCGAGUUUGCUAGUGUUCAAGGUUGCCUUCGAUCAUUUCAAGCUUCUUUUGCUAGAUUGCAUCGUGAUAUUAAAAUGAAAACAGAUGAACAUAACCAACUAAUGAAGUUGAAGAAUGAAAUUGAUGGCUUUUCUGAAAGCCUUGCUGUUCAUCAAACAAAUAUUAUUGAAAUUAUAAAACAUAAUUCAACAGUCAAGUCAAAGAUACAAGAACGCCAGUCUGAAGUGAUCAAUGCAGCGAAAACUUGUAUUAUUGCGAAACGACAAUGGCUUAAUCAGAGUUGCACUGAUUUACUAUCAGUUAUGCAUACUUGUUGCUCCUUUUUGGGACAUGCAGAUGUAAAUAAAAUUCGGAGGAUAAUGUUAGAUAAUACGGGUUUGACGCCACUCUGUCAUUUGGGAAUAUAUACCUCCAAUAGCUUAUCUUAUCGAAAGUGUGGGCAUUCACUGCGAUUUUCCGGCCACAGAGCUCCAAGUUCAUUAUUGCAAAGGAUUUCAGAUAUUAAACAUGAAAUUGCUCGAGCCGAGAAUCUUCAGCAGGAAAAUUCUGACUUUUCUUCAAACAUGACUGAAAAAUGUUGCCAUGUGACUAAUCUAGCUAAGAGAGUAGAAGGGAUUUCAGAAGAAACCACUGAGUCGAUUUGUAGGAAAUAUAAAACUGGCAUGGGUGUAACUAAAGAUGCAUUAACUAAGACUCAAACAUUAGAAUCAAUGAUUAAAUCAUGGUAUGAGCAGCCUGCCCAAUACCAGACACCUUGGGUAACUGCUAAUGGUAUGACAUGGGAAGAAUAUAGAAACAAGCUUGAAAAGCUAUAAAAUACAAUUCUUAUUUUUAUGUUUUUUGAUAAGCGCAUGAAUCUUUGAAUGGUUUUCAAACAGAAAAUCAGUAUUUGUGUCAACCUUUAAAUAAUGACACAUUUCAUAAUUUUGCUUGACUUAAAACUGAAGUACGGUAGUCAAAAAUGUGGUGUGUGCUCAAAAUUAUUCUUUCGUAUUGAACCCUGAAAUUGAUAGAGCUUGGUUGCAUACCAAGUGUAUCUAUGGAUUGCUGCUAAAUAGUUUUUGUUGGUUUCCUCUUUGCAAAUAAUUGAUGAAUACAUUUUAAUCUUUUUAGUGCUUGAAGAUGGAUGGAGGUUAUUGGGACCUCCGGAAGUAUGCACACCAAGAUGGCGCACAACCUGAACUCAGGUUGUGUACCAGGUCAGGGUUCAGGCUGUGCGACAUCUUGGUGCGCAUACUUCAGGAGUGCCGGUUAUUGCUUGUAUUUUUACAAAUUUAGUACUUUGAGGCCUGAUGAUUCACCCAAAAUAAUUUUUCUGAUUUUUUUCAAUUCGAAUGCAAACCUCCACACAUCGUUUGUUAUGAUAAUUCUAUUACUAUUCCAUAUGACAUUCAGCACAAUUCUUUUGACAUUUUGCUGACAUUGCGGUAACUGUAAUACAUAAACUGAGAGUUCCUUAAGUACUAUACUUCCCACAUCUCUAUAGUUCCGAGACCACCUGAGUGGCAGUAUCAAAAUGUAAUGAAGAAUUGUUGGCCAGCAUUAUAAAAUGUAUUUUGGCCACAUAAGCUAUCAUUAUAUUUUUCACAUAGAAAAGGGACAACCCGUUUUUUAAAUAGGUAUAAAAACUUGCAAACAAAUGUUCAUUUAAUAUGCCGAAUUGUAAAUGUAUCAUAUCUAUAUUUUUGUUUGUUAUUUUCCACUAG
Messenger RNA from Styela clava, 3138 nucleotides. RefSeq lists its product as uncharacterized. Lineage: Eukaryota; Metazoa; Chordata; Ascidiacea; Stolidobranchia; Styelidae. The record is from RefSeq and is a predicted model, not a curated record. Gene Ontology annotation, cellular component: centrosome; HAUS complex. Gene Ontology annotation, biological process: centrosome cycle; spindle assembly.